ACUCGCGCGGAAUUUGAUAUUACAAUUUUGCAGGUGAUAAUCGCGUCCGGUGACCAGCACUCGAUGGAUAUGUCGAUCAAGCACUAUAUCUUGAUUUUUGGAAUGCUUUUUUCUGGGACUAUAAACACAGUGUCUAAAAAGGUUCAGCUAGACUGCAUUGCUCUAGGAUAUUUCAAUCACACGGCAAAUGAUACUCGCACACCACAUAACUUCAAUAAACCAUGGUUCCAGACAUUGCUCAUGUUCUUCGGUGAAGGAUUCUGUAUUUUCGCUUUUCUUAUAAUGAGAUUCAGGAAAAAGAGGCAAAUCCUUGCUCAUGGUUUCAGUACUAUUGGCGUUCACACCAGGGGUCAUAGCUUAGUAAGCACACCUGUUUUCAACUGGAUUUUCUUGUUGCCAACGUGUUGUGACCUGUUAGGCUCAACGUUAGCAGGCAUUGGUCUUCUGUACAUCGAUGCGUCUAUUUGGCAAAUGCUUCGAGGAUCACUUAUAGUAUUUGCUGGAAUACUUUCGGUUAUAUUUUUAAAGCGUCGUUUGCGUUAUUUUCAAUGGACUGGAAUCAUGAUCACUGUGAUUGGAUUAGCUCUUGUCGGUUCAAAGUCUGUGUUCAGUGAACACUCAAUCAAGACAACUGUUACCCAGUCAGCAAUAGGACUCACAUUGGUGUUAGCAGGCACAUUCACAUCUGCCACACAAAUGAUAGUAGAAGAAGUUUUCUUAAAAAAUCGUGGCUUUCAUCCCUUACAAGCCGUUGGAAUGGAAGGCAUUUUUGGAUGUCUUUUAAUGUGUGGUAUUGUACUUCCAGCUAUUCAUUACAUCCCUGGAAAUGAUUUAAAUGGAUCAUAUGAAAAUGUGAUCGAUGCAAUCUAUCAAAUUGGAAAUGAUUAUAUUCUAUUAGGCAAUUGUAUACUAUACGUCUUUUCGAUUGCAUUCUUUAAUUAUUGUGGCCUGUCGAUUACUCGAAGUCUUAGUUAACAUCUAAUCUGUCCAAAGUUCAAGGUUAUUAAUUGCAAUCCUGAUCAGCCGAAAUACUAUAUAUUACAAUCAAAUCCAGUAGUUCACUAACUGAACUACUCUUUCUUAACCCUGUGAAUCGUAAAUUCCAUGUUUAGAAAAGCAAUGAAUGUGUACUCCUGAAGAAAGUUUCUUAAUUCUAUGAAGCAGAUGUUUGAAGCAUUAGUCAUCAGAAUACUGUUAGCCCAUGAUGUAAAUUAAUUUGUUACUAUUAAAUUAUAUCCAAAUGAUUCAUUUGAUUCAAUAGCUAUAAAAUAGUAAAAUUUCUAGUUAGCUGGAGGAUGUGACAUUGAUAUUGGGAGCCGUACUUAUCCAGUCUGAUAUAAGUAUUCACUGUGUUUUAAUAUUACAAAGAAUUUAUCAUACAAGUAAACUACAGAUGUGUAGAAUCUUUGAAGACCAUUAUCUACUCUAUAUUAAUGAUGGAUAGCGGCUAGCAGUGGAGUCGUCCUAUUUGAUGCUCGUCAGCUGGAUGUUCCUGCCUCCUAGAUAUUGGAGACCUUCAUUAAUAUAAAAUUGAAACACAGGCAAUAUCGAGGCAUCCACGUAGGAGCUCAUAUUCCAAUAGAGACCGGUCAAUUCGAUCUAAUCAACUACCGGAUAAUACAAGUAACAAAAUUAUCUAUUCUUUUAUUUCAUCUGAGGUGAAUCAAGUACAGUUUAUCUGAUAUCUCACAAAAGAAAUGCACAAGGCUGGAGUAAUUAGAGUAGAACAAUCUAUGACAUUUUUGGGAUUUCUCCUGCUGCAACCCAGGUGUUCGUUCCACCUUCAAUCACUAUUCAGUAUCAAUAAUAGUCCUGUCGAACCAUGACUAUCUUAUAGAGUUCCAUUAGUGCGUAAGAUUUAUCUGGAAUCUAUGCUAAAAAUGUUGUUAGCAGCUGAGAAGAAUUCCUGAAAUAGAGUAAUGUUACACGGUUUGUUCUGUUCCAAUCAUUGUUCCUACUUUAUUAACGUUUACAAAGGGAAAGAAUUGUAUGAAAUAAUUUUUAGAUGGAAUGGGACGUUUACUAGAGUAGUGGUUUUUUUGGUCAUGAAUUGCAUCGACUUACAGUUUUUCGCAACUCAAGGGAUACAUAUAUCGAUGUAAUGAAAGUGAAAGAGAGGUGAGGAAUUUAAUUCUAUACUACGUGAUUGGUCCGCCUUAUGGUGAACCGUUCAGUAUUGGAUGGGGUAUUAUUGAAAUUGAUGGUUUUGCACUGCUCAUUAUCGGGACAUUAGUGCAUAAUCGUGUGCUUGACAUCACUUUGUUGCCGUGUUGUCCUAAUUCACCGGAGCCAAUAUUGACAACAGAAGCAAUAAGAAGCAUGAGUGAAUCAUCUGAACCAUAUUCACUUGAUUAUACCGAUACAAUAGAUUCUAGUGAUGAUGAUCAUUACGAUGACGGUGAACCAAUGAAUGGAAGUAUUGGAGACGCCAUUACCAAUCGUUUUUAUGAUCGAGAGCACGUACAACUACUGAAAACUCCUAUUGUCGGUGCUAAAUCAUUGAAUUACUCAUCAAUAAACUAAUAACUGAUAAUAUUUUUUCUUCAUUUUACACAUUUUGGCAAAAAAUCAUUCAUGUACAGCUGAUUAUCACAUUUUUAUUAAUUUCUCUUUUUGUUUAUCAUUGAAAAUUGUUUAUACGUUAAUUCCUUGAUUUGAAUUAUUUUUUAUCAAGAUAUACUCCAACAAUCCAAUCUGUCCUGAAAAUGACCAUAUUUCUGUUCACCUCUUAAUGGAAAAACAACAGCUCUCUGUAUUCUACAAUGUUUCUGAUUUUUACCUUUUCAAUUCCACUUCUUUCUAGUGAAUUGGCUAAAUACUUUUACUACUGACCAGUAUAAUUUUCUCUUUGCAUUGAUUUUAAUGUUGACAGUCAUGUUGUCUGUCGGGGAGUAGGUGAAUUUCUAUUACAACUAAAGUUCAGUAUAAUUUCCAGUGGAUAUAUGUUUGCCUCAGUUUCAUAUCUGUAAAACUGAAGUACAAAUAUUUUUUUCUGUGCUUU
Molecule: messenger RNA, 3001 nt
Organism: Heterobilharzia americana
Lineage: Eukaryota; Metazoa; Platyhelminthes; Trematoda; Strigeidida; Schistosomatidae
Source: the annotation of a GenBank genome assembly